Molecule: messenger RNA, 1941 nt
Organism: Phasianus colchicus (ring-necked pheasant)
Lineage: Eukaryota; Metazoa; Chordata; Aves; Galliformes; Phasianidae
Gene: LSM14B
Product: LSM family member 14B
Molecular function (GO): mRNA binding
Source: RefSeq, a predicted model, not a curated record
UCCCCCCGCUCCCUCCCCUCUCCUCCCCGCACCCUCCGCGUCUGACCCCGUCUCCCGUCUGGUCAAUAGCGGGCGGUAAUCGCGCAUGCGCGGCGGUCCCGCAGCACGCCCCCGCUCCGCGCCCCCCGCAGCCCGUCUCCCUCCGCCCUACAUAAGGCGCGCGCGGCGGGGCUCCCGUCUCCGCAGUGUGCGUGGGCGGGCGCUGCAGCCACCCGCGCGGCCGCGGCCCCUCGGAGCGCCGCCAUGAGCUCGGGGACCCCGUACAUCGGCAGCAAGAUCAGCCUCAUCUCCAAGGCGCAGAUCCGCUAUGAGGGCAUCCUUUACACCAUCGACACCGAGAACUCCACCGUGGCCUUGGCGAAGGUGCGAUCCUUUGGUACCGAAGACCGGCCCACAGACAGACCUGCUCCUCCAAGGGAAGAAAUCUAUGAAUACAUUAUUUUCCGAGGAAGUGACAUCAAAGACAUCACUGUCUGUGAGCCUCCAAAAGCUCAGCAUACUCUGCCACAGGAUCCUGCCAUUGUUCAGUCUUCACUGGGCUCUGCCUCUACAUCAUCAUUUCAGCCACAUGUGCCUUACAGCCCGUUUAGAGGUAUGCCACCUUACAGCCAACUUGCUGCCAGCUCUUUACUUAGCCAGCAGUACGCAGCUUCAUUAGGUUUAGAGAAAUUGGUAAGCCCUCCAGCAUCAGCAGCUGCUUCCAGUCCUAGUUCUUCUCCGUCUCCACAACCUGUUUCAGAGCCUGACAUGUCUUCAGAGCCCCAUCAGCUCUCUUCCAAGGGUGCUGGCUUCCCUUCAGUUCACCCUGUCCGCAAAAGCCCCAUGGUAGAGCAGGCUGUUCAGACCGGCCCCGUGGACAACAUCAAUUCACAGAAGCCACUCCCAGUGAAAGUAACUCCAGGGGUGCAGCGCAAUGGCCGGCAGGUCCCACAGAGCAGCACCAAGACAGCUGUAGAUACAGUUCCAGCAACGCCCGUACAAACCCAAGGACAGGUGAAUGAUGAAAACAGAAGGCCUCAAAGGAGAAGAUCAGGAAACAGGGGAAACAGGAGAACCAGAAAUCGUUCUAGAGGACAAAACAGACCAACUACUGUGAAGGAAAAUACAAUAAAGUUUGAAGGUGACUUCGACUUCGAAAGCGCAAAUGCACAAUUCAACAGAGAGGAACUUGAUAAAGAAUUCAAGAAGAAACUAAACUUUAAAGAUGACAAAGCAGAGACAGAGGAAGAAAAAGGGGAUCCUGGAGUGGCAACUCAAAACAAUGAUGGCAAUGCAGAGGAGGACCUUCUGGGACCCAACUGCUAUUAUGAUAAAUCCAAGUCUUUCUUUGACAAUAUCUCCUCAGAACUGAAGUCUAGUUCUAGACGCACCACGUGGGCUGAAGAAAGGAAACUCAAUACUGAGACAUUUGGAGUGUCAGGACGGUUCCUUCGUGGCCGCAGCUUUCGUGGUGGGUUUCGAGGUGGAAGGGGUAGCGGAGCAGCAAGAAGGAACCAAACCACUCACAGAGCUGGUACUGGCAGAGUGUAACUUCACAGGUUCUAACAUCUCUCCUGAGAAGAUGAAAAUGUACAUAGAAAACAACUGACUGCUGCACUAAUGUGGGAAAAUGGUUCAUAUUGUUUACCGUCUCAGCUCAAAUGACAGAACUUCAUGUACUACUGCUUAUAUUCUGGACUUACUUUGGACCAGCAACUGUCAGCUGGAAUAUUCUUUGGAAGAGGGAAUGUGUUCAGGGGUACCUUCUUCAGGGUGUCUUUUCGUUUGUUGUUUUUGUUUUUUAAGUGCAGAUUAACUUACAUGGUUCUUCUUUCGGGUCUCUCAAAGGCUGCUAUAGUCUAAGCUUAAAGUCAGACUCCUUUUCUGAACCCUGAAGAAGUUAAAUCAUGGUAUUUUAACAUGGAACCAAAGCUCACUUGAAAUAAACCAGCUAACUUGUUU